Bursaphelenchus okinawaensis is the source of this 539-nucleotide messenger RNA. The record is from the annotation of a GenBank genome assembly. NCBI's taxonomy places the organism in Eukaryota, Metazoa, Nematoda, Chromadorea, Rhabditida, Aphelenchoididae.
AUGAAACUACUUCCAUUUCUGUUCCUCGUAGCCCUCUCAGUUCAGCUAAUUCAUGCUGAAGACAGUGAAAGUUCAGGCGGAGAUUGGUGGGACAGUUUCGUAAGCAGUGUCAGUACGAAAAUUCAUGAAGGAGCCGACUACCUCAAGGAAAAAGCCGGGCCUUACAUCAGAGAGAAGUUUGACAACGUGAAGGAGAAGCUACAGGAUCCCGAGACUCAUGAACAAGUUCAAUUGUGGGUCAGAGAGGUGGGUUAUGUUAAGAUUGUUUUACUUUUUUUGAUAGUAAAGGUGAAGUCCCUGAGACGAACCUGGUCCCCUCUCUAAACUAUUAUAUCAAAUAUGGUCAAAAUAUGGCGCUAAAACGUAAAAAAUUACCUUUCUUAUCAUUUCAGAAAGCCGUCCCAGUAGUCGAGGAAAAAUGGAACCAGUUCAAGCAGUUUGUGAACGAUGAAGUGGCUCCGGAAGCCAAGAAGAUCUAUGAGGCCGCCAUUUCAGCCAACGACAAGAUUGACAAAGAGAAGGGUGUUAGCUCGGAUUAA